GCGGCUCCUCCUCCAGCCGAAGGCUGUUUACGAAGAAAGGGGAGCUCGUCUUUUUGGCAAAAACAAGGGCUGAGACUUUAAUCGAGAGGAGCAGUGUGUCUGUUGCCCUCAGCUCAGGCUCUUUCUCUUUAGGCUCAUAAAAAAAAAAAAAAAAAAACUAUCUUGAGAAAUGGAUUCAGUCCGUCAUCGCUGCAAGAUGUUUCUUUCUUUGCACAUUGUUUUCCUCAGCGCAGCCUUCGUGGACAGCAGCUUUUUAAAUGCAGACCAAAAAGAGUGCAUUGAUUCCAAUGGAGUGAGUUACAGAGGAGAUAAGGCGAGUUCCUCCUCAGGCCUGCCUUGUCUAAAUUGGACCGACACGUCCACACAGUAUGAUCCUCACACAGGUGUGGGAGAUCACAAUUACUGCAGAAACCCGGACUCCUCAGAGCGGCCUUGGUGCUACAUUGCGGCCCCUGAUGGGAUCGUUCAGAAGCAGUUCUGUUCCAUCGAGCCAUGCCAAGAGCUCACUUCCACCAACGCGCCAGAGUCGGAGUCGGACGGCCCAACGGGUGCCACUCUCGACCCAAAUACCGAUCUCCCAUCAAAGACGCGCUCAUCUUUGGGAGAAGCCGCCGGUGUGCAGCCAGUGAUGGGAAUCAGCCAGCGGGUGCACACCGGACCCAAAAAGAAAAAGGAUCUGGGGACGCUUGGCUACGCCCUCGGCAUCAUCAUGAUGGUGGUUAUAAUCGUUCUUGGGGCGGGCAUCACGUUUGGCUACUUCUACAAAAGGGGCCGAGACCUGAAGAAGCAGCACGAGCAGCGAGUGUACGAGCGUGAGAUGCAGAGGAUCACCCUCCCCCUGUCAGCCUUCUCCAACCCCACGUGCGAGCUGGUCGACGAGAACACCAUUGUGGUGAUGGCCGAGCACGAGACCACCCCGGUCCAGGGGGAGGUGGAGGGCGAGGAUCUCCUCAUGGGCCAGCAAGCGGGCACUCCCGGCGCGUGAAUCAGGAUUUAUGAAUAAUCUCGUGGACCAAAAUGACCCUCAUGACCGUUUGGUGUCCAGAAGCAGUUUGAUCUGAUGACUGAUGCCACGUCCUGUUUCCUUUUAUUUUUGCCUACGUGAGACAAAUAAGGACAUAAGGAGAGGGAGCCGUUUGAUGUGUAUUUUGAUAUAUUUGAAAGCCAAAAAAUAAGCUGGUUGCCUGCCCUCUUAAUUAGGAGUACCAGAGACUUUGUCAGUGUUAUAACUGUGUGAGAUGAGGCCAUUGACAGGAAGCAUGGGCAUCAUUUGUAACCUUUUGAUUUGUACAUACUAUGCGGAGAAAGUGGACUCUCUGCUGAUGAAUAUGUGAUGAAUUGCAAUGUGCUUUGACCCGCUGGCUGUGCCGAGGGAGAACCAUACAUAUAAUGUAUAUAGAUUUGUAUAAACGUUGGGCAUGCGUGUAAAAAUAAGCAUCUCCCUCAAAAGUUAGGAUGAGUGGAGCAAAAAAAAAAAAAAGCCCACA
Molecule: messenger RNA, 1487 nt
Organism: Hippocampus comes (tiger tail seahorse)
Lineage: Eukaryota; Metazoa; Chordata; Actinopteri; Syngnathiformes; Syngnathidae
Gene: pik3ip1
Product: phosphoinositide-3-kinase interacting protein 1
Exons: 6
Coding region: 170-985 (271 amino acids)
Source: RefSeq, a predicted model, not a curated record